This is a messenger RNA of Botrytis porri, 2013 nucleotides long. RefSeq lists its product as uncharacterized. Gene Ontology annotation, molecular function: transmembrane transporter activity. The transcript has 2 exons. Lineage: Eukaryota; Fungi; Ascomycota; Leotiomycetes; Helotiales; Sclerotiniaceae. The record is from RefSeq and is a predicted model, not a curated record. Bases 1 to 2013 code for a protein of 670 amino acids. Gene Ontology annotation, biological process: transmembrane transport.
AUGCAGUCGUAUUUGACUCAUAAACGUUUUGGGAGGUUAACCGAAGCGCAAUUCGAGAGGGAUAGAUUGAGGGCUGAGGCGCUGGAGAGGGGGAAUAAAGAUGUGCAAUCUGGGAAUUUGAAUUUGGAUUUGGAUGUGAAUGUGAAUGGAAGGGAUGUGUCUGGAGGGUUUCGCUCUUCUUCUUCUUCCUCCUCCUCCUCCUCUGAUAAUACAGGAUCCCCAGCUUCGGAGCUUCAUACGCACGAUAUUGAGAAAGUAGAGAGAGGGAUAUCAAAUACCCCUUCACUAGAUUCUUACACUGAAGAAAAUCAAGGUAAAGAGAGAGAUGAUGUAGAACAAGAAGAAGAACAAGAUGAUGAAAAUGGAAACGCGAGAUCAGAAACCCUUGAUCGGAUGGCUACUCGAGCGACGGCCCACACAACGCGCAGUUUUGGAACACGACUGGUAUAUAUAUUGACGGGAAUCGAAGUACGAGAAUUAUCUGAACAAUUAACGAGGACGCGGACUGCAUCAAAAUCCAAAUCGAAAUCUAAAUUGCAAAAAACGCCCCACGCGAAUGAUGCGGGGAAUGAAAAACAAGGUGAGAGAGAAACGGUUUUCGUAGUCGGAUAUGAAGGCUCCAAAGAUCAGAUGAAUCCGCAUAAUUGGUCGCUAAUGCGUCGAGGGUUCUGCACCAUCAUGAUUGCAUCGAUUGGAUUUACAGUCGGGUUUGCAUCGUCGAUUGAUAGCGCGGCGUUGACGCAGGCGGCGGAGGACUUUGGGGUGAGUGAGGUGGCGGAAUCGUUGGCGACGGGACUGUUUCUUGUGGGAUUUGGAUUGGGGGCUUUGUUUGCUGGACCAAUAUCCGAAACCAUCGGCAGAAACCCCGUCUACAUAUCCACCCUCUUCAUCUACAUGAUCUGGAUCAUGGCUUCCGCACUCGCCCCCAACCUCACCACCCAACUCAUCUUCCGAUUCCUCGCCGGGUUUUUCGGUUCCACCCCCCUCACCUGCGCCGGAGGUUCCAUCUCCGAUCUCUGGUCUCCCAUGGAGCGCGUGUAUGCCUUUCCUGUCUUCGCCAACGCCGCUUUCAUGGGCCCCAUCUUCGGCCCCAUCGUCGGAGGCUUCAUCGGACAAUCUUCACUCGUGAGCUGGAGAUGGUGCGAAUGGAUUACGUUGAUACUUUCCGGAGCCAUCCUCCUCCUCAUCACACUUUUCCAACCCGAAACCUUCGCCCCCAUUCUCCUCAAAUGGAAAGCCGCUCAUCUGCGUCGCAUCACCGGCGAUUCGCGCUACGUAGCCGAAGUUGAAAUCCGCGCCGACCCAUUCCAAACGCGAUUACUCAAAGCCUUAUAUCGACCCUGUCUUCUCAUCACACGCGAACCCAUCGUGAUGCUCUUCGCUCUCUAUCUCACCGUCGUAUACAUUAUCCUCUUCACUUUCCUCGACGGAUACACGUAUAUUUUUGGGGAAACGUAUAAUUUCAGCGAAGGGCUCACCGGACUCGCAUUCCUGGGUAUUGCGAUCGGACUGUGUUUCGCGACCUGUCUCGUUCCGCUGAUUCAUCACUGGGCGAAAAGGGAUCUAGAAGCUCUCCGCGCGAUUCAUGGAGAGAAAGCGAAAUUGCCCCCGGAAAAAAGACUCUGGUUUGCGAUGUUCGGAGCGCCGUUUAUACCGAUCUCGCUUUUCUGGAUGGGGUGGACGAAUUAUCCUUCGAUUUCUCCAUGGUCUGGUCUGGUCGCUUUGCUCUUUUUCGGAUUCGGGAUUCUGUGUAUCUUCAUAAGUACGUAUCAGUAUAUCAUUGAUUCGUAUGAAAUGUACGCGGCGUCUGCAUUGGCGAGUUUGACGCUUGUGAGAUAUGUGGCGGCGGGGGGAAUGGUGGAGGUGGGAAUUCCGUUCUAUGAGAAUCUGGGCGUGCAGUGGACGCUGACGGUGCUGGGGGGGAUAAGCGCGGUGAUGGUGCCGGUGCCGUAUUUGUUUUAUGUUUAUGGGGAGAAAGUGAGGGGGUGGAGCCGUUUUGCUGCGACGCAUUAG